AUGUCCAAAAAUGAAGAAGCCAGCAGUAAGGUGUCUGUGGAGGGUAUUGAUGAGGGUGUUCCUGUGAGCCCUGUGCACACGAAAGAAGUGGGAAGGCCACAGACUCCUUUGAAAGAAACAACCUUGGAGCCUUGGACUCAGCCACAGCCUCAGCGCCGUGUCACGUUUCACCUCCCAGAUGGCUCCCAGGAAAGCUGCAGUGACAGUGGGCUUGGAGACCACGAACCCACGAGUGGGGCCAGCACAUCCCACCCUCUGCCCCUCGGCUUCCCCCAGGAGGAGUACUAUGAGCAGGCUUCCCCCAACAGCCGGACGGAGGGAGACGGCAACUCGGACCCCGAGUCCACUAUAGAAGUGAAUCUCCAGAAAGCUCUGGCAGAAGCCUCUGAAAACUGCACACAGGAGUGUCUGAUCCUCGGCCAUUCCGACAACUGCUGGAUGCCUCCGGCUUUGAUGCAGUACCAGCAGCCCAACACCUCUUUGCCAUCGUUUGGCUUCCAGCAAGGCUGGGGCCGUGGAGCCAGGCCUGAGGGACGGCACACUCUUGGCAGGCCCCUUCCAAAGGAUGACAGUGACAAAGGCCAGGGGGGGCCCAGGCCCCAGUUCUACAACACCUGCGAAAGACAUUGCGCCAGCGAAGAUGCCGUCAAAGUCAUUCCUCUGGCAAACUUCACCGCGUCCCACCAGGCUCCGGGCUCUGGGAGCAGCACCACGUUUGUACACGAGCACCAGCUGUGAAGGCAUUUCUGACAAAUCCCUGAUUUCAGGCUUUAAAGUGACUGUGUAUAGUCACAGCCUAACGCUCUUCUUCGGGCACGUGCACGCUCGUUAGGCUUGUGAAUAUUUGUGUAUAUAGGAUCCUAAAUUUGAAACUGAUAAUCUAAAUCCUUAGGACUUAGUUAAAAGGUGUUUACCAUAGUUCUUGGUAAUAUCCACAAAAUGGGGAAGAGAACCCACAACCCAGAAACGAGUGAAAGAAAAUCAAAAUCCUGGUAGUUUUCUUACAUG
Empidonax traillii (willow flycatcher) is the source of this 1008-nucleotide messenger RNA. RefSeq names its product protocadherin-9-like. The record is from RefSeq and is a predicted model, not a curated record. The transcript is spliced from 4 exons. Lineage: Eukaryota; Metazoa; Chordata; Aves; Passeriformes; Tyrannidae. Bases 1 to 738 code for a protein of 245 amino acids.